UCAAAAUUUGACUCACUCUGUUUUGGUGCAACUUUACAAUUUUUCUUUUUCCCCACAUUUUUGUGGUUCCCCUCAAUCACAAGCUUCGUUUUGGGCACCGGAAGCUCAGUGUUUCUCACAAGAGUUACCUUGGGGUCAUUUUUCUUCACUUUAUUCAUGUUUGGUCGAAAGUGAGGUUAUGUUAAACGUCAUUUACUAAAUCAGAAUCUUAAUUAUGAAUUGAUUGAGAAGUGGGGUCGCUAUUUUCGGCCAGGACCACACCCGUGUUACUUUGGGGCCACUUUAUUUCUGGUUAUUGACUUGAAAUUAUAAAAUUUGGGCCUAAGUGAGGUUAUGUAAAAUGUCAUUUCUUGAAUCAAAACCGUAAUUAUGAGUUUGGAGCCAAGCGGGGCCGAUAUUUUGGAGCAAUACCACACAAUUUCGAGCAAAUUAAAAAAGCGCUUCCUCCGUAAGCCCAACGUGACCGAAGCGUGUGAGUCGUUCAGUUCGUUGGGGAAACAAUGCGAGGCCUCCGAACUGCCUUCGUACGCGGGGUUGUGCUGGAUUUCGUCAGCGCGAUGUGAGGGCUCCUUGGGGAACACCCCGGGCGAGGCGGCUUGUUUGACUCGAGCCGCCCGUCAGUUUUUAUCAGCCGAGAGGAAGGACCACGAGUUGGGGUGCCCCAGUCCGUGUCAGGAGAAUUUAGAAGCUGCUGUUGGUUGUUUUGCGUACGCUGCAAGUCGCUACCCGGACGACAGCCCCCUUCCGAUCGGGCUCAAUCUCGAGCUGGUGGAAUUUUUGACGAAAAUUGACAAAGGGGGCGAUGUUGAGGACCAUUUGUUAAACACAGUCGAGCUAGCGAAGGAUAAUUUUGACACUAAAAUUUUUUGUUUAGAAUUGUUAGCGUCCCAUUAUAUUGAAAGUCGGGACUAUACAGGAGCCCUAAACACGUAUAAUGACAUCGUCUCCAUUGUCGAAUUGCUACCCCUGAAUGGGGCAAGAGCUGAAACUGUCUUAAAAUGCGAAGUUAGUCGAGUUUUGCUUUUGUUGAUUUUGAGACCUGCGCCCCAGAAGUUGCCACCGAAUUUGGCCAAAUUACUCGAAAAGUACACAUGGGGGGACCAAAACGACAAAGGGCUCAAAGCCUGUGGGAUGUCUCAAAGGAUGUUUAUUUUACUCCAAUCACUGGUAGCCGCAUGUCAGUCGUUGGAUACCUCGAAUCUUGACCAUUUGGAAAACGAAUUGUGGAAAAUGGUUGGAAAAGAGGAACGGGAAUUGUUGAGAAUAUUGGUGCAAAUUUAUCUUGACCUGUAGAAAAGAAUUAUUCUUAUUGAGUUUGUGACUUUUUGGUUGAUUUGCUAAAAAAUAAACUAAUUUAUUGUUAUAAAAUAGGUGCAUUUUUUGCCCCCCAAAGCAAUACAAAAAAGUUGAAUUUGCGAUCAAAGUGAAAUUCAUUGUAUGUGACAAAAAAUAAACGAAUUAAUAAUUAA
Messenger RNA from Tribolium madens (black flour beetle), 1469 nucleotides. It is a transcript of the gene Hap40, whose product is annotated as 40-kDa huntingtin-associated protein. Gene Ontology annotation, biological process: vesicle cytoskeletal trafficking. Lineage: Eukaryota; Metazoa; Arthropoda; Insecta; Coleoptera; Tenebrionidae. The transcript has 4 exons. Gene Ontology annotation, molecular function: protein binding. The coding region runs from base 370 to 1293 and encodes 307 amino acids. Gene Ontology annotation, cellular component: early endosome. The record is from RefSeq and is a predicted model, not a curated record.